CCUUGGCCCCUCUGCCUGCUUUUUCUUCACUUUCAAUGUCAUCAUGUCCGACUACCCAGAGACACUGUCUUGGCAAGAAUUCCUAGGUCUUCGCUCUCGUACCACUCCAGGACCAACAUAAAAGAUCUGUCUUCUGCUGACACAGAACCGUAUUCCGCGACCAUACAUACCCCCGAUCGAAUUUCUCCGGCAGAGUGGUGUUGACUCCCAAUCUCAAGGGCCGAAUCCUUCGACCUUUGGAGCUGCUUUUUGACGAGAUGGGAAUCCUCGACGACCAAGUCCCUUUCACCGUUACCGUUACCUCAAAAAUUCAUACUUUGUUCGAGGAAGCCAAAACCCCAAAAGUCGAACACGAACACAAUGCCGCAUGGGUCAUCCACUAUUGCAUACACACCAUCGUCUCAGAAGUCCUCAACGCCCUUGAUAAUACCCUCUCCGUGGAUAGACGAACGCCUUCUCGUGAUUUUCCCUCAUUCGGCUACGUGGAUUUCAUUACUCACCAAGGUACCGACAAUGAGCUUAACGAGCUUCAGCGCCCGCAAGUAUAUGAACCUGGGGCGCAACAAGACCCCAAAGCCAUUGCUGCUGAAGAUGUCGGGCUCAUUCGCUCGCAAGUAACCCGUACAGCACUUUGUUGUUGUCCCCGCACUCCCAUCUGUAUGGGCGAUGAUAAUCCGUACCCGUAUGAUGUCAGCAAUGAAGGCGGCGUCCGUAUGGCGGUUCUUACGAGUCUACUCCUUCCGGGUGUCACGGUGGAUGCUCCUGCUCCGCUACCGGCUUUGAGAAAUCCUGUUGGUCUGACGCACCUCUCAACUUCCUCGAACGGAUCUGACGUGACAAAUAUUUCUCACCAUGACGCUCUCUCAGAGUCCGGACGACAGACUUUAUCAGCGAUCAUCCUGGAGGAUCUCCGGCUCCUCGCCUAG
Messenger RNA from Desarmillaria tabescens, 926 nucleotides. RefSeq lists its product as uncharacterized. NCBI's taxonomy places the organism in Eukaryota, Fungi, Basidiomycota, Agaricomycetes, Agaricales, Physalacriaceae. The record is from RefSeq and is a predicted model, not a curated record. Bases 258 to 926 code for a protein of 222 amino acids. The transcript is spliced from 4 exons.